Messenger RNA from Suillus subaureus, 441 nucleotides. RefSeq lists its product as uncharacterized. The annotation marks the transcript as partial. The transcript has 2 exons. The record is from RefSeq and is a predicted model, not a curated record. Lineage: Eukaryota; Fungi; Basidiomycota; Agaricomycetes; Boletales; Suillaceae.
UUUGAUGUAACAAAGAAAGAGGCCGACAAAGCCUUGGAUGAGCCUGAGAAUAGUGAUGAUAGAGCGGAGCAGCUGGAGGUAUUGAGCAAGGGGAUUGAUGCAGAGGAAGCAGUGAUGAUAGCUGAAUAUGGUGUUGGGGAUAACAAUGGUAGGGAUAAUGAUGACAGUUGGGUUGAUGAAGUUGGAGAGCUUGAUCCUGAUGAACGACUUACGCUGGAAAAGAGUAUUCUUCCUGUGAAGUUAGCCCUUGUAAAGCUCCGUAAACUGGCCUACAAAGUUAUACAUUCAACGACUAUAGUCCUCCCAGCAUGGUGUAAGAUUCUUGAAGACUUGCAGGCACCCAUUACUCUCAUGCCACAUGAUGUUUCAACCUGCUGGAACUCCACAUUUGAUAUGUUGGAAUAUGCGAUUGAGCAUCAGGAGGCUGUUGAUACCAUGACU